Messenger RNA from Gekko japonicus, 1447 nucleotides. RefSeq names its product eukaryotic translation initiation factor 3 subunit J (gene EIF3J). Lineage: Eukaryota; Metazoa; Chordata; Lepidosauria; Squamata; Gekkonidae. Gene Ontology annotation, cellular component: eukaryotic translation initiation factor 3 complex; cytoplasm. The transcript has 8 exons. Gene Ontology annotation, molecular function: translation initiation factor activity. The record is from RefSeq and is a predicted model, not a curated record. The coding region runs from base 1 to 963 and encodes 320 amino acids.
AUGGCAUGUACCCUGGACAGACUAUCUCUUGCGGUGGGCCAACGGUUGACGGACAAGAACCAGUACCUCAGCGUCCACCGUGCAGACGAGAGUCCUUGCGGAGGCCCGGUUGGGCCCAAUGCUGUUCAGCUCUCCGCUGCCUUCAGUGCCCUCCAGGAGCGAAGGAUGGUUCAGUCUCCUCCUGAUUCCUUGGUCUCCCUCUUGGUGGAUGAUGGAGCCAAGGAGGAGGAGAAGAUCCUGCGCAAGCAGCAGCAGACCAAAGUCUUGAGUCCAGCCAGGCGCCUUGAAGACCCGCCAAGUUCAAUCCGGAAUGCAGCGUGCGUGCACGAGCCCCGCGAUAACUGGGAUGAGGAGGAGGAGGAGGAGGAGGAAGAAAAGGAGGUGGAGGUAAAACCAGAGCCCAAAGUUUCAGAAAAGAAGAAAAUAGCAGAAAAAAUAAAAGAGAGGGAAAAUCAGCAGAAGAAAAAGCAAGAGGAGAUUAAAAAAAGGGUAUCAGAAGAACCGAAGGAGCUGACGCCAGAAGAGCUGUUAGCAGGUAAAAUCCGGCUACAGAAAUUACAAGAAGAGGCCGACCUUGAAGUAGCAAAAGAAAUUUUUGGCGAAAACAACACGUUUGGAAUAGAUGCUAUGAAUCCAUCUUCAAAAGAUGACUUUACGGAAUUUGGAAAAGUUUUAAAAGAAAAAAUAACACAGUAUGAGAAAUCCCUAUAUUAUGCUGGCUUUUUGGAAACCUUAGUUCGAGACAUAUGUAUUUCAUUGGAAGUUGAUGACUUGAAAAAGAUCACAAAUUCCUUGACGGUUCUAUGCAGUGAGAAGCAGAAACAAGAGAAGCAAAAUAAAGCCAAAAAGAAGAAGAAAGGCGUGGUGCCAGGCGGGGGCUUGAAGGCGACCAUGAAAGACGACCUUGCGGAUUAUGGUGGCUACGACGGGGGUUACGUUCAAGACUUCGAAGACUUCAUGUGACCUUUCUCCUCUUUUAUGUUGUCUUUCUGUUGCCCAGAAUCCCGUAAAUGUGUAGCACAACUUAUUUCCUUUAAAUUCUGCCAAAUGCUACAAUCAAAAGUGCAGCAGUAUUUUUGUGCUGGCAGCCUUUUGAGGCCCAGCUGCAAAAGCAUUGGAUGCCCCAUCUUGACGUCAAGGGAAUAAAAUUGAGGCUGAGUUUGCUUUGCUUGAUCAUAGGACAGGACAGGACUUUAAAGAAUAUUUGACUUCAUAGCAGCAGAAGCAGCACCCAAUUGGAAAUGCAAGGCCCAAAUUAGGUUACCGGCACCACAUAGUAAUAACCUCCUUAACUGCGCUCUCCAACUGACUCUCCACCCGACUCUCCACCCGGGUAACAGGUGCAGUUUGCAGCAGGCAUAGCGGGGUGGGUGUGCAGCAUUAGUGUUAAGAAUGGCUUUCCUCUGUACACGUAGAGCUUGAGAUGUUUGUGGGAGGGGCUGGCGAG